Apodemus sylvaticus (European woodmouse) is the source of this 2447-nucleotide messenger RNA. RefSeq names its product synaptic vesicle glycoprotein 2B (gene Sv2b). Bases 377 to 2428 code for a protein of 683 amino acids. The transcript is spliced from 12 exons. Gene Ontology annotation, molecular function: transmembrane transporter activity. Gene Ontology annotation, biological process: transmembrane transport; chemical synaptic transmission. Gene Ontology annotation, cellular component: membrane. The record is from RefSeq and is a predicted model, not a curated record. NCBI's taxonomy places the organism in Eukaryota, Metazoa, Chordata, Mammalia, Rodentia, Muridae.
ACCUUCAGGAGAAGGACAAACAUCAUAGGCAGUGAGCUGUCGAGCACUGCCCCAACCUUGUCAAAGAGAGCAGCUGGACCCAUUUUUAUUUAGAACCUCCCUGUACAACCUCUGGGUCAUAGAAGAACAGGACAACGUUUGACACUUUCCAAAGACGUUUAACACACAUCAGCACAAAAGGCUACUUAGGCUGUCUUUGUAUGAAUUUGGUUGAUUUGAGAAACAAAUUAAAAAGGUGCUUUGAUUGAAGAAGUCACAUAGGCAUACUCACCAUUUCAAUGAUAUAAUAGGUGAUGGUUAUUGGAACAGCCAGAACAUUUACCACAGAGCAAGAGAUAUAGCUUGAGCAGCUACCAGACAAUUCCAGAACCAAAGAAUGGAUGACUAUAGGUACCGGGACAACUAUGAAGGCUAUGCCCCCAGUGAUGGCUACUACCGUAGCAAUGAGCAGAACCAGGAAGAAGAUGCACAGAGUGAUGUUACAGAAGGCCAUGAUGAGGAGGAUGAGAUCUAUGAGGGAGAGUACCAAGGCAUCCCUCAUCCAGAUGAUGUCAAGUCUAAGCAGAACAAGAUGGCACCCUCCAGAACAGAUGGCCUUCGGGGCCAGGCAGACCUGAUGGCUGAGAGAAUGGAAGAUGAGGAGCAGCUGGCUCACCAAUACGAGACCAUCAUUGAUGAGUGUGGCCAUGGGCGCUUCCAGUGGACCCUCUUUUUCGUCUUGGGUUUGGCCUUGAUGGCUGAUGGAGUGGAAGUGUUUGUGGUGAGCUUUGCUCUGCCAAGUGCAGAGAAAGACAUGUGUCUGUCCAGUUCCAAGAAAGGAAUGCUUGGGCUGAUAGUCUACCUAGGAAUGAUGGCAGGAGCCUUCAUCCUGGGGGGCCUGGCUGAUAAACUGGGGAGGAAGAAGGCCCUCAGCAUGUCACUGGCCAUCAAUGCCUCCUUCGCCUCCCUCUCCUCCUUCGUGCAGGGAUAUGGAGCCUUCCUUUUCUGCAGACUCAUCUCAGGCAUAGGGAUUGGGGGCUCUCUGCCAAUUGUUUUUGCCUACUUUUCUGAGUUCUUAUCACGGGAGAAACGCGGUGAGCAUCUCAGCUGGCUGGGCAUCUUCUGGAUGACUGGGGGUAUCUAUGCAUCUGCCAUGGCCUGGAGCAUCAUUCCACACUAUGGCUGGGGCUUCAGCAUGGGGACCAAUUACCACUUCCACAGCUGGAGAGUGUUUGUCAUCGUCUGUGUUCUGCCUGCCACUGUGUCCAUGGUGGCUCUGAAGUUCAUGCCAGAAAGCCCCAGGUUCCUGCUGGAGAUGGGCAAACAUGAUGAAGCAUGGAUGAUUCUCAAGCAAGUCCAUGACACAAACAUGAGAGCUAAGGGGACCCCUGAGAAGGUGUUCACGGUUUCCCACAUCAAAACUCCCAAGCAAAUGGAUGAAUUCAUUGAGAUCCAGAGUUCAACGGGAACUUGGUACCAGCGCUGGCUGGUCAGGUUCAUGACCAUUUUCAAACAGGUCUGGGAUAACGCCUUGUACUGUGUGAUGGGUCCCUACAGAAUGAACACCCUGAUUCUGGCUGUGGUCUGGUUCACCAUGGCCUUAAGUUACUACGGCCUGACGGUGUGGUUCCCUGACAUGAUCCGGUACUUCCAGGAUGAGGAAUAUAGGUCUAAGAUGAAGGUGUUUUUUGGUGAGCAUGUGCAUGGCGCCACAAUCAACUUCACCAUGGAAAACCAGAUCCACCAACAUGGGAAGCUUGUGAAUGAUAAGUUCAUAAAGAUGUACUUUAAGCAUGUCCUCUUUGAGGACACAUUCUUUGACAAAUGCUAUUUUGAAGAUGUGACAUCCACAGAUACUUAUUUCAAGAACUGCACCAUCGAAUCAACCACCUUCUACAACACAGACCUCUACAAACACAAGUUCAUUGACUGUCGGUUUAUCAAUUCCACCUUUCUGGAGCAGAAGGAGGGCUGCCACAUGGACUUUGAAGAGGACAAUGAUUUUCUGAUUUACCUCGUCAGCUUCCUGGGCAGCCUGUCUGUCUUGCCUGGGAACAUAAUUUCUGCCCUGCUCAUGGACAGAAUCGGAAGACUCAAGAUGAUUGGGGGCUCCAUGCUCAUCUCUGCAGUCUGCUGCUUCUUCCUGUUUUUUGGCAACAGCGAAUCUGCAAUGAUCGGCUGGCAAUGCCUGUUCUGUGGCACCAGCAUUGCAGCCUGGAAUGCCCUGGAUGUGAUCACAGUAGAGCUGUAUCCCACCAACCAGAGGGCCACGGCCUUUGGCAUCCUUAAUGGACUGUGCAAAUUUGGCGCCAUCCUGGGAAACACUAUCUUUGCUUCUUUUGUUGGGAUAACCAAAGUGGUCCCCAUCCUUUUGGCUGCUGCUUCUCUGGUUGGAGGUGGCCUGAUUGCCCUUCGACUGCCAGAGACUCGGGAGCAAGUCCUGAUGUGAGCAACCCUCCGGGGAGAGA